Messenger RNA from Chara braunii, 3992 nucleotides. NCBI's taxonomy places the organism in Eukaryota, Viridiplantae, Streptophyta, Charophyceae, Charales, Characeae. The record is from the annotation of a GenBank genome assembly.
UGAUCUUUCAUAUAUUGCCCUGCUCCAUCCCGCACCCACUCAAGACUAACCACAGUGCUCGCUCAGUCCACAUUCAGGGGCAAUUGAAAAGUAACAAUGCAGAGCCCUAGGGGAAACAAGGCCCCGGCGUCUUUUAAGCAGACUCUCCAAGGCUCAUCAGCAAAUGGUCGACCCGCGCAAAUGAACAAAACAGCAGUCUUUGACAAUGAAGCUCUAAAAUUCAUCAUAGAAAAGAUUAAAGUGCAAGGAGAAAUGCUGAUUGAACGGUCAACAAACACAGAGGGGAAAGAAGAAGAGAAAAUCAUAUGGAAAUACCCAGACGGCAAAGUGGCUGAAUUAGACGAAUUGCACGAAAAGCAUGCUGUUGUUUUCAACUUUGCAAGGAAUGGGGCAGAGUUGGCGCCAGCAGAGAAAAGGAAAUGGAUCACAGCCACAAUUAAAAAAGAAGAUAAAUUGAGAGCAGUAAACGAGUCCUUCACCUUGAUGAACCUGGGUCGCACCUUAGUCAUGGUGAUCUUCAUUUCGGAAGACCAUGCGCGGAUCGCAGCUGAGAUGAGAUCCAGGAACUGCAACGGAUCAAUUUGUACAAUCACACCGUGGAAAAAACAGACAAACGCAAGACCGAGCCCGUCCUUCUCAGUAUCAUACAAGCAGACACUGAUGAAAGAGAAGUUCUGGGUCCAGUUCGACAGAAUCCCGCCCGGUAACCACGGGUUGGUAGUCGACAGACUGGAGAGACAGUACCCGACAAACAAAAUCCUGAAAUGGAUUUUGCCAAUGCCGGAGUUCCUGUCCCCCCACAUCGGAAUGAUGACARCCAUCCUUGAGGUGAAAACUGAAGACCCACCGGUUUUCCCCACAGAAUGGUCACUCSUGAUCAACGACAGAGCCGUUGACAUCACARUAUCGACMAAGACAUCUCCCAUUUGUUUCAGAUGCAGAGAAAGAGGWCACACCGGGUCGGACCCUGCAUGCCCCAAAUUUCCGAAAYAGCAGAGAGAAAGGAAACUCCACCCCAACAUGCUGGUUGAGGUAGAAGACGCCCCRGGGACCUGGUACAUUGUGGAUCCAUCCUACGACGGCUGGGUCUUCGAUGACAACUUGGAGGACCCGGAAUGGAUCUGGCAUUUUACAGACAAAGAACYAGUAACAAAGAAGCCAGACAUCUUCCCUCCUGCAGACAGCAGGUGGCAGAAGAAAGCAACAGGGAAGGAGACGGAGAACCCAACAAAAAUCAAGUCAAUUCCCCUCAAUGACUCCAGGGUAAUCAGGGAAGAAAAAGCAAGGGAAAACUUGCUGUGGGAUCUGGACUCAGUCCGGGAACAGAUGGAGGAGGAAUAUGAAAAACAACCAGAGAAAAUUCAAGAGAGAAUCGCCAAAUUCAUCAACAGCAAAGAGGAAGAGGCAAAACAAGUCGCCAACAAAGAGGCAAAACAACCACAGACAGACGGCAAAAGAUCCAUGGAGAAGGAACAAGGGUUCAAAGAAGGAGGAGAACCAGAUUCAAAGAAACGGAGGGGACUGGCAAAGGACAACAGCGACAAUCAACCGCUGACCCCCGAAGGGGGGGAACCGCCAAGCCCAGUAACAGAGCGGGAGCAGGGGGACAGCAGCAGUGCUGCCGAUACCACUGCAUCCUCAAGCGAGGAGGASGAGGAAGAAAAGAGAUCCCUCCAAUGGUUGAGAGACUACAUCAGCAAAGCCAAAGCUGUUCGAGAACACCUCUUUGACAUCCGGACGGCCUGUAUGAAGCAUAUGGAAAGGACGCAGAAUCUGAAAAAGGGGACAGCAGCAGGUUUUAAGACAGCACCUAACCAAUAUGAUCUGCUGGUAAAGGAAGAGGAAUUCUCUGAGUAUGCAGCCUUUCGUUACGCAGGCAAAAAAAGGGCAAGGGAACAGGGAAUUAAGGACAAGGAUAUGACGCAGGUGGGAUCAAAGGAUGCUCUCCAGGACUUGAGAUCCAAAAAGUGGAAGACUUCCWUGAACUMAAAAAAAAAGGGAUUCUCCACAGGCCAGACUGGAUCAGAACAGGCAGAAAAAUCAGCWAGGUCGGAGUUGGAACAGGAAAUUGCAGUUGUGGAAGCACAGGCGKAAAAACUGAAAAAGCUCAACAAGGAYUACGAACCGGAGUUUUUUUCUCUCAGACACAURGCGGAAGGCAAGGCUCCCGAGGUGAUAGGACAGGCACAGUCAGCAAAGCUGACCCUGAUGGGAACCCGCCCUCUCCUGGCUGCACGUUAUGUAAAAGAGAAGAAAGAAUGGCAGGUUGCCACGGACGUGUCCUUCACAAUCCCUAGGAUUGACGAAGGACAAAAUGUGGCAACCAUUCUUCAUGAGAAAAUCACAACAGCGUAUCCUCUGGCCGUUUUUGAGAUGGAAUCUCCUUUGGGGCAGCUUGACAACGGAAUGCAAGAAACACUACAGGCAGGACACGAAGCCAUUGACAGCCGGACUAACCCCGAAGAAUCGCAAACGGAUCAAACAGAUCCCAGGUCUCCCCGAUCUUUCACUCCCCUCAUUGCAAAGAUGCCUGAGGGGGCAAAGCUGAGAGGAGGGAUGAAAUGGCGCCCAUGGAACCCAUACAGCGUGCUGUCUGGGUUAGGCAUCCCUGCUGAACUGCAAGCCGCCUCCCUGGCAGACUUGAUCAGCAAGGGAAUCUUUGCAGGGGAUGACGAUCUAGACUCCAGAGCAUGUGCAAUAGACAUGGAAAGAUACUAUAGGGAUGAGUUAUCGGAAGAUGAAAUGGAAGAUGAGGCAAAGGAAUGGGUUAUGGAGAGAGAUGAGUCAGAUUUGAAGACAUCUUCGGGCAAAGGGAUCAGCGAUAGUGUGGGGGAGUAUAAAAUGGAUGAAUCUGUCCAAGUGGAUGCAUCAGAGGAUUGUGUGACAGUUUGCCUUGCUGCAAGGUUUCUUCCUAUUUGGUGGAAUCUAGAUCGGACGUUGGAUUUGCUUAAAUUUGGACUAGGCCUGGAGCAGGUGUUAAAGUGGAGGUGGUCAAAACACUCACCAAAGGAGCCACCAGUUAUGAAGCAACAUCCAUCUACUUCCGUUGGCAUUCAUGCGCAAAGGCGUUCUUGGUAUGCAGCAAACACAGAAACUUCAACUCAUGUCAGUCUGGCAUCACCUCACACACCCAUGGUGAAGGAGGAAAGCCCCCAGAUGUUGAGGGAACUCCUGAGUGUGCAAAGUGAAAACGUCCCAGAGGUGGGAAACGUCUCAGAGAAGAUCAGGAGAUAUGUGCGGGUGGAGGAAGAGAGACAGCGAAGGUCCUUGGUUGAAGAUAGUAAGUUGCAGACAGGGAUGGGAAGAGGGGACGGACUUGUCGCAUCCAGCAAGAGUGCCAGCCAAUCAGCUGUAUUGCUACCGUCACGGAUGAGGAAGUCAAGGCCAGCUCCACUGCAGCUGCCACAACAUAUCGCGUCUGGGCUUAUAUCGCCUUUCAAGGCGUCACCUGGAACAACUCCUCAUAGACGAGAUGCCAUCCCAGGCCGGGAGAAGGAUUCCCACAAUCGACGAGGCAUGGAUGCUGGAAAGGCGGCUACAAUUUCAAACACAUGGCAGGCAAUUGCACAUAACCACCCUUCUGUUGCAUGGAAAAGUCUGCAUUCAGAAAUAAGUGUGGAUAGCAGCAGGCCAGCUGGACUAGAAGUGGAAACCGAAGGAUCUAUGCUGAGAGGAAAGUGGGCAUUCAAAAAGAGAGCCAAGAAGAACGUGAAGAUCGAGGUAAAAGUAGUCAUCCGUGACAUGAAGAUCACUCUGGGAGUGAAGAAGGAAGCACUCAUUCGGUUGGUGAUUGAAGACCUUGAGUGCAAUUCUAUCUUUGCGAACGGGUCGUUAAGGCUCCUGCUCCAUGUGAACAAUUUCCAAGUUGCUGACCUCAAGGCUGUAUCAAGGUUAGUAAAGUUCGUCUAUGCAGUUUCCAUGUAGCAGGGGUGCAGGCCCGGGGGCUCGUGCAGGUUGCCCAGCCCUCUGCAUUCGGUAUACCCCGGGCAUGU